Molecule: messenger RNA, 667 nt
Organism: Paramecium sonneborni
Lineage: Eukaryota; Ciliophora; Oligohymenophorea; Peniculida; Parameciidae
Source: the annotation of a GenBank genome assembly
AUGAAUUAAAUACAAAUAGAGGCAUUAAGUGAACUCACAAUCAAUCUUUUAAAUGUACAUCGAACAUCAAUAUAUAGACUCUUAGAUUAUAACUGAAACCAGAAAUUAGUACAAUCGAAUCAUUCAGAAAUCUUAUCCUUUUAUUUUAAGGAACUGAAGAAUGGAUCUAAAUUAAUAAUGUAUUAUAAUUCAUUAUGAAAAGAGUGCUCCAUGGAGUAGAUUAGUUUAAUAAUUAUUAAAACCUAAGAGAUUGAUAAAGUUAAUAUAAAAUCAUUAUAACUAUGAUCUCUCAUAAAAUGUAUACCUAUUAAAUUAUGAAAUAUUGGAUGCAUAACCUAAAAAUGAAAUUGAAGAAAUAAUUAAUAGAAUCGUUUGUGCUUUAAUUAGUUAUCAUUAUUAAGUUACUAUACCUGAUCCACCAUAAGUUAGUUAAGUGAGUAGAUUCACUUAAUAAAAUUCAUAAUCUUCGUUAAUUAUCAAUGAAUAAAAUCAAGUCAAUCAUUUCACAACUAGUUCUUCAAUAUCUACUAUGAUUCCACUUGAAUUCUAAAAUGAAUAAUCUGGAGAAUCAUAAAAUACAAGAAGAGCUUAAUAUAUACUAGAUAAACUAACAGAUUAAAUUAACAAUAGUGUUGUUGGACAUUAUAAUAAGUUAUUUCAAUAUUGA